Vanessa atalanta (red admiral) is the source of this 372-nucleotide messenger RNA. RefSeq lists its product as uncharacterized. The coding region runs from base 28 to 300 and encodes 90 amino acids. The transcript is spliced from 4 exons. Gene Ontology annotation, molecular function: protein binding. Lineage: Eukaryota; Metazoa; Arthropoda; Insecta; Lepidoptera; Nymphalidae. The record is from RefSeq and is a predicted model, not a curated record.
UUAUUUUUAUUUCUUAUUACAUUGCUUAUGAUAGUUGAGGCAAACUACGUUAACAAGAAGAACACCAAGCCAGGACGAGUGAGGUUUUAUCCUAAAAACUCGGUAUUCCGUAAAUCAGAUCUCAUUGAUAGAGGAUGUGUUGUGUUCAUCAAAGACUGUCCAGCUGCUUACAAACGAAACUUCGUCUGUGGGAGACACUAUGACGGGUACUACAAGACUUUCAACAAUUACUGCGAACUGGAAUACGAGAAUUGCAAUAGUUGGAGGCAGUGGAGUAUGAUAAAACGCGAAAGGUGUUGAUUGCUUUUUCAAAUACGUAGGUGUUUGUCGUCAAACUCGUUUCAGAUUUUACCCGCGACUUUGACAUUUAGA